CUAAUUUGGGCACUCCAAAAAGUGACUCUGAUUCUCUGAAAAGUCCGUCGACGUUUCAGCUGUUACCUUGGACGUUAAGACUACACAAAUAUCCCUCACUUCCCUCUUCUCUCUCCUAAAUCAUCUCAUUUCCCAAAAUCAAAAUUCGAAAAUUUGAAAAAAAUGUGGAUUGAGGUAAUCUGUGGUAUCGUGCUCUACAAAGUACUCCGUAUGUUCUUCGGCAACGACGAUGUACUGGACGUUGAAACCUCCGAUUUCAACGCCAUUUUCUCCGUCGCAACUAGACUAGAGAAAUUAUACGGAGGAAAGGCGUAUGUCGGUCUUCGGAUUCCGGAUGCCGAUUCGGGUUCUCGCCAAAAUAUCGAUUUGGUUCUCGUUACUAGAGGGGAGGCAGUGGUGGUUAGUGUGAAGAAUUUGGCUGGGUUUGUUUCAGUGAAUGCUGAUGGAAGUUGGCUUUGUAUAAGUGAUCACAAACAUAAGGAGGAGCAUCAUCCUGAUCCUGUAGCAGAAGCUAAACAUCAGGCCUCUGUUCUAGAAGCAUAUCUUGAGCAAAGAGGAGUUUCUCUUCCUGAAGGAUAUUUGUCUUCCAAAGUGAUAAUUUCUAAUCCAAAGUUCCGAACUCUAAAUCCAGACCACUUCAAACCAGAAGUCAUACAGUAUGAAAAUUGGGUACAGCUGAAACCGGAACCAAAAGGUGCAUUUUCUGGAUGGAUUAAAGGGGCCUUUCGUGCAGCAAAGAAAGAUAUACAGGAAUCUACACACCAGCAGCUUCAAACUAUUCUUAGCACAGCUCCAAUGUGGGAUAGGCUGGAGCUCAAAGCCAGCAAAUAUGUGCUUGGAGAAUUUAUGGAGUUCAAAGGCAAGAAUGAAGAUAUUGAAGAAUUAAAAUAUAUCAAGAGGUCGAAAGUUGGCCGGAUGAUUGUACAGAAGACAUCAAUGUUUGGCUUUGCUCCGACAAGGCUUCAAGUUUUGUACUAUUUUCGCGAUUAUCGAACUGAAGCAUCUUCAUCUUCUGAGGGGAAGGAGGUGACGGUCAGGUCAAGUACCGAGGUUGUAUUUAAUCCCCAGAAUGCCAAGAAAGUCCGCAAGUUCAAGUUAUCCGAUAUUACUUCACUGACACUGAGUGCCUGAGGACAGUUCCCUGGUAUCAACUAGAGGUAACUUGAGAGGUCUUUAGGUUUAUCUUAAUUGUAAUUUCCUAUGCCAAUGGAUAUUACUCCGCAUUGUAUAUUAAAAAUAUUUAGUGCUUGAAUCAAAAUUGGUAUACUAUAGUUCUUUCCAGUUUAGGUUAUGGACAGAUGAGUUGUUAUGUGUCCUUAGACAAGGAAAAAAGUUGAGAUUAUCAAGUAAUCAACAUAAAAAUAUUAUUCCUAA
Molecule: messenger RNA, 1374 nt
Organism: Spinacia oleracea (spinach)
Lineage: Eukaryota; Viridiplantae; Streptophyta; Magnoliopsida; Caryophyllales; Amaranthaceae
Exons: 7
Coding region: 163-1131 (322 amino acids)
Source: RefSeq, a predicted model, not a curated record